AUGACAAUGACUACCAAAUUCAAGAUUCUCAUUCCCAGAAAGAAUAAGAACGAUAUCGCUUCUGACUCAGCAGAAUUCCAAAGAAUUGCAGAAUUAGUUGAUUUCCAAUAUUAUGAAUUGACCAAUUCUGAAGAUUUCAAGAAAUUUUUACUCUCAAGCAAUAUCGAUGCUCUUUGGAUCACUGAAGAAAUGUUUGUGUAUUUGGAAGCUCCAUCCACGUAUUUAGACUAUUUCCCUAAAUCAUUGAAAUUGAUUUUGGUUCCAUGGGUUGGAACAGAUUUCUAUGACGCGAAAUUGUUGAAGGAAAAGUACGGCAUCAGUUUGUGUAAUGGCGGUCCAGUGGCAUCAGAAAACGUUUCUGAUUUGGCAGUGUUCUUGACAUUGAGUUGCUUCCGUUUGACGUCCUUCUGGGAGCACUCAUUCAGGUUUGUUCAUAGAGGUAGCAUCCAAGAAUGUCGAGGAUAUAUCGGAGGUACACACCAUGAUACUAUUCCUGGAUUUGCGCUGGUUGAAGGUAACGAUGACUUGCAUAAGACGGUCUCUGCGCAACAAAAGUUCCCAAAAAAGCCUGAAAACGACAAGUUCUUGAACCUUGCGAAGGAUUAUAAGAUAGCGGGCAAAGUAAUGGAAUCACCAACAGAUAAGAAUGCGUUGAUUGUUGGUUUUGGUUCCAUUGGCCAAGCUAUUGGUAAAAAAUUGCAUACAACUUUUAACAUGAAUAUAUCAUACACAAAAAGAAAUGGCCCUAUCCCAGAAUCUGUUCUAGGAUAUAAGGCUAAUUAUAUACCAUCCAUGGAUGAUGAAGCGUUCUGGAGAGACGCUGAUCUUAUAGUACUAGCAUUACCUGGAACUCCAGACACAGAAGAUAUUAUUGAUAAGACUACAUUGGAAAAAUGUAAAGACGGUGUGCGUAUCGUCAACGUUGGUCGUGGAUCUUGUAUUAACGAAGAUGAUUUAUUAGAUGCAUUGGAUAGUGGGAAGGUCAUGUCAGCUGGCCUUGACGUCUACAAAAAUGAAUCGGACGUUGUGGAUUCAAGAUUCUUCGAAAGAUGGGAUAUUACCUUACUUCCACAUAUUGGCUCCACAGUCAUAGAAAUACUCCAAAGGCAGACUGCUGCCACGUUAGAGAAUAUUGAAGGAUUCUUCUUGAAAGGAACUGGCACAAAAUACCCAGUUAACUAA
This is a messenger RNA of Kluyveromyces lactis, 1182 nucleotides long. RefSeq names its product glyoxylate reductase. The record is from RefSeq and is a predicted model, not a curated record. The transcript has a single exon. Gene Ontology annotation, molecular function: NAD binding; glyoxylate reductase (NADPH) activity; hydroxypyruvate reductase [NAD(P)H] activity. Gene Ontology annotation, cellular component: cytosol. Lineage: Eukaryota; Fungi; Ascomycota; Saccharomycetes; Saccharomycetales; Saccharomycetaceae. Bases 1 to 1182 code for a protein of 393 amino acids.